AGAGCCAACACUGGGAGCUGUUUGUAUGUAAGAGUGAGAACCAACAGUGCCUUUACUAGAACUGAGAGUUUGUUAAAAAUAUAUAAAAGUUGUUUUACAUAACACACACAUAACUUAAAAGUGAACUUUCAUUUUACAAGAGUUUGUAUUACUGGCAACAACUGGUUGUCUGUUUGUGUCCUUCACAGAGCUAUUCCUCGACAGUAUAGCCUCUUAACCCCAUUUCACCAUUUAAUUUGACUGUAUAUUGAAAUAAUGAUACGAAAUCUGUUAAUUGUAUGUAUUUUGUUGAUUGUGGUCAAGAGUGGACUGGCCAUCCACUGUUGGAACUGUAACUCAUACCUGGAUAAGGCCUGUGCCACUCUAGCCCGUGGACCUCAAGACAAAAACCAAUUAUCUAACGAUAUUCGCAACUUUUAUGUCGACUGCAAUACACUCAACGAUACAUUUCCGAGAAAAUACAGCUUUUGUCGAAAACAGGAACAAGAGAUCGAACAAGAAGUCAGAAUUGUCAGGUCCUGUGGUUUCGAGACAUCCGGAAGGGACUGCUAUAAGACGGCCAACCCAUCGGUCAAGACGUUUGUGUGUGAGUGUAAGGAAGAUGGAUGUAAUGCCUCUACAAUACUAUCCUUUAAUCCAAUCCUUAUUUUACUCACAAUUUUUUUAACUUUUUUUAUCACUACUUUUAAUUAUUUUUCCAAUUAAUUAGUAGAUAUAUAUAUA
Messenger RNA from Oppia nitens, 723 nucleotides. RefSeq lists its product as uncharacterized. The record is from RefSeq and is a predicted model, not a curated record. NCBI's taxonomy places the organism in Eukaryota, Metazoa, Arthropoda, Arachnida, Sarcoptiformes, Oppiidae. The coding region runs from base 256 to 705 and encodes 149 amino acids. Gene Ontology annotation, biological process: sleep; positive regulation of voltage-gated potassium channel activity; regulation of synaptic transmission, cholinergic. The transcript has a single exon.